UUUUUAUCUUCAACUUGCUAAAGAGAGGCUUCCAGCAGCAGUCAUGAUUAGUUCGAACUGAAGACAGUCCAAGAACUCCGUUGUGUUGAUUACUAUGAUCAUUAGGUCAUUUUAUCAGUAUGUCAUCCUUUAACUGAUCUUUUGAUUACGCCCACUGCCAUAUUAUGUAACUGAAUCUAUCUCUUUUCCUUUCGUGGUGGAAUUGGAUGUUCCUCCUAUUUAAUAGAAAUGUAUACAUUUUUUGCAAUAGUAAGGGAUUAUUAAGUUUGCUCAUCUCAUUUGUCGUCGCAUCAUCCCUUUCCUCUAGGUUGACCGCAGUGCGCAGUGGCGGUGCUCAUGUCUGCAUCAUCCGCAUCCGUUGUGUGUGCUCCCGUGCAUGUUGCUGAGGGACGCCUGCCCCUGCUGCAAGGACUGCCACUGUGGUUAUGGAAGACGCUACAGAUAAAUCAGCUCGAUGUCGACUUUGCUACAUUAUCUCGAUUUGUGUUGCAUGCCACUUUGAACUUCUACCUAGGCAAUGCGUGGCAAGCCGUGCUUUACAUUGGUUCAACCAGCCCUCUCAUCAAGUAUUAUGUUUGUGGGAUGAAUAAGACACUGGUCACUCCUGGACUAAGGAUGCACUUCUCCUGCCACUUAACAAAAAAUAAUCAGAAGAACCAUCUCAAUGAACCAGUCGAGGACAUGAUGGUCAGUCUCAGCGUUGGAGAUGUUACGAGACAGGUUUGGCGCAUAAGAGGAACACAAAAAAAAGCAAUUUGUCAGACUUUGUCAAGGCGGGAGGGAUCAGAGAGUAUCAAAUGUGUUUCUUCGCCUUCAAAAUUGAAAGGGGGAAACCAUCGCUCACUCUCCAUAAUAAGCUUUAAAAAUCUAAGGUAGGAAAUCACAAGUCUAUACAGAAUCAUUC
Molecule: messenger RNA, 904 nt
Organism: Aegilops tauschii subsp. strangulata
Lineage: Eukaryota; Viridiplantae; Streptophyta; Magnoliopsida; Poales; Poaceae
Source: RefSeq, a predicted model, not a curated record